Messenger RNA from Ustilago hordei, 594 nucleotides. RefSeq lists its product as uncharacterized. The coding region runs from base 1 to 594 and encodes 197 amino acids. Lineage: Eukaryota; Fungi; Basidiomycota; Ustilaginomycetes; Ustilaginales; Ustilaginaceae. The transcript has 6 exons. The record is from RefSeq and is a predicted model, not a curated record.
AUGCAGACCACGGCCGCCGCAUUGACGCUUCUUGUGUCGCUCGUUGGCCUUUCGCAGGCUUUCGAGAUGACGUUCCCUAACAGCAAUGGCGGAUACUGGGUGACCAACUACACCAACACUUUGAACUGGAAAGCCAACUCGAGCGACCCGGCCUUGUUCUCGGUGCAGCUUCUCAACUCGAACAACAGCCAGCUCAACGGCAACUUCCAGAUUGGCAACGCUCUCAACACUGCUAACGGCAGCGCGCAAAUCUUUAUCGACCGCAUUCCUAGCGGCACCUACACGGUGCUGUUUGUCAACAGCAGCAACUACGAGCUUGAUCACGCCCAGGUGUACUACACGUCGAGCUCGUUUGAGGUGCGACCCAACGGCACUGAGCCUGCUCAAGUUACGGCCAACACCAACGCUGACCCGAACAGCUCGGCGACUCAGGCUGCCACUGGCUCGGCAAAUGCUACCCUCUCGAGUGCCACUGACCGCCCUAGUCGCCCUGGCAGCAACGGUGCAAUGGGCAUGGUCCAGGGCAGCACCGCCGCCAUGGUUGCAAGUGUUGCUUCCCUUGUCCUUGGCUUGGGCAUCGGUCUGCUUGCCUAA